AUGGCGCCUACUUCUCCAUUCAAGGUGAUUGUCGUUGGUGGGGGUCCAGCUGAUCUCACCGCUGCUCACACCCUGUACAAGGCCACCAUUGACUUCGUCGUCCUGGAACGCAGGCAAGAAGUCGUAAUCGAUGAGGGUGCCAGCCUCGUCCUCGGUGUCGAUACCCUAAGGAUCAUGCAUCAGCUCGGUCUGCUGGACAAGCUGAAGGCGAUCUCCAGCGAAUUGCUAAUCUUGGAAAAGUACACCGUUGACAGCACGCAGUUUACGACUCUCCGCCACUUUGAAUCCAUGAGACCCUCUUUCGGCUCCGGGCCAAGAACUUUCCAUCGGGCCGAACUCAUUAGAACCCUCUACGACGAAUUGCCUCCAAGCGCCAAGGCCAAAGUUCUCACUGCAAAAGGAGUCACGGAGAUUGAAUCUGACGAGAACGGUGUCUGCGUUACUUGCGCAGACGGAAGCGUGUACGCGGGAUCCAUCGUCAUGGGUGCCGACAGUGCGCACAGCAAGACACGCCGCCUGAUGGCAGACCUCUCGCAGGGCCCAAACAUGGCCAAGUCGCCCUACACGAUUAACUACCGCUGCUUUUGGUGCAGCUUCCCCAAGCAGACUCCCAUAUCUGACAUCUCUACCGAGACGCAGGACCAGGACCGCUCAGUCAUGUACCUCACCGGCACGGAACGCUCCGCCGAAGAGGCUGAUGCCUUUGCUACACAAUUUUUCGACUUUCCCAUCAUGCGCUCCCUCAAGGUCGGCGAUGUCGUCCGCCAAAGCUUUACCAAAGGCAUGGCAGACAUAGAGGAAGGCAUCGUGAAACACUGGUCCUGGGGCAGAGUUGUCCUCGUCGGAGACGCCUGCCACAAAUUCACUCCUAACGCCGGCCUGGGACUGAACAAUGGUGUGCAAGGUAUUGUUGUCUUGCUCAACGAGCUGCGCCGGACCAUCGAAGCAGUAAGCGAUGGCCAACCCUCGCUGGAAAAGCUGACAAAGGCCUUUCAAAAGUACCGAGUUCUCCAGAUGAAACCGCGGCAGGCAAAUGCGACACGCUCAGCGCAGACCAUUGGGGUGCAGACUUGGGCCAACUGGGGCUACUACAUAUUUGGGCGCUAUCUCAUGCAGUCCAAGCCGUUGCAAUGGCUGUUCAACAGGUUCUUGAUCCCAAAGAGCAUCCAGGAAUCAAGGGUCUUGGACUACGUGCGCACCAACGAAUGCUUCACCGGAACCAUUUACUUGGACGCACCCACUGAGUGCGUAGACCUUGCAUAG
This is a messenger RNA of Tilletiaria anomala UBC 951, 1263 nucleotides long. Its product is annotated as FAD binding domain-containing protein. The coding region runs from base 1 to 1263 and encodes 420 amino acids. Gene Ontology annotation, molecular function: FAD binding. The record is from RefSeq and is a predicted model, not a curated record. Lineage: Eukaryota; Fungi; Basidiomycota; Exobasidiomycetes; Georgefischeriales; Tilletiariaceae. The transcript is spliced from 3 exons.